AAGAUUGUCGCUCCAAUGGCGUAAAAGACAACAUCACCCCUCCGUUUGCCUUCUCUCUCUCUCUCUCUUCUAUCUUUGAUGCCAUUCCAUUUUCAACCAAAAGUGAAGUUACCGAUGAAGAAAAAAUACAUCUAAAAAUGUGGCCACGACCUGACCCACCCCCCUCUCUUCCUUCCCCUUCGGAGUAGCGAGCACGAAACCCUCUCUCCCUCUCCCAAUUCAGUUCCCUUCAGGAGUUGGACCCUCUUUUGAGAUCUACUGUUGUGUCGUCCUCUUCUGUGCUUGAAAGGUGAAGGGUGUCUCUAUUCAGUUUUCUCUACAAAAUGGAAAGAACUGUCAGGAGUCGCCGCAGCAGAUCUCUAUCUCGUUGCAUCAGGUCAACUCCAUAUCCCCUUCGUCCACACCGCUGGGAAAUCACAAAUGAAGCCAGUCCGAAGAGGAUAUCAUCAUCCUUGGCAUUAGAGAGGAGGGAUUGGGAGGAUGCCACGUGCUCCGUGUGCAUGGAAUUCCCACACAACGCUGUGCUUCUUCUCUGCUCCUCUCACGACAAGGGUUGCCGGCCUUACAUGUGUGGGACCAGCUACCGCUACUCUAACUGCCUUGACCAAUUCAAGAAGGCCUACACCAAAAUCCACAAGGGAGUUCCCGAGACGCCAGAACACCCUAACCUUAACCCUAGCACUGAAAAGUCCGAGGUGAUUGAGCUCGCUUCAUGCCCUCUAUGCCGUGGUCAGGUCAAAGGAUGGACUGUGGUUGAACCUGCGAGAGAGUAUCUCAAUGCCAAGAAGCGGAGUUGCAUGCAGGACAAUUGCUCCUUCACGGGCACUUAUAAAGAGCUCCAGAAACAUGUCAGGUCCGUGCACCCUUGUGCAAAGCCCUGGGAGGUGGACCCCACAAUGGAGCAGAAAUGGAGGCGGCUCGAGCAUGAGAGGGAGCGGGAGGAUGUUAUAAGCACGAUUAGGUCAUCAAUGCCACGAUCAGUAGUCUUUGGUGAUUACGUGAUAGAAAUGGCGAAUAGCGAUCUAGAGGACUCAGAUGAGGACGGUGAGAUUAUGGGUGGCAAUGUUGGUCGUGGUAUAAGUAGGAGCAUCCUUUAUUUCUUUCUACGGGAGGGUGCUCGACUGAUGAGGCUUCAACAGGAUCCUCAUGGGGAUGGCAUUAUUGCUGAGAGAGUUACUGAGGAUGUUGAUCCUUCUAUUUCUAUUGCGUAUACCUCUGGUGGAGACGAUGAGUAUAGAUCGGUUGGCGAAGGCAGAGGUUUAAGAACGGAACAGAGGAGGAGAAGGCGUCGGAGAAACAGAGGAAGAUUGGUAGUCGAUACGAGCUAACUUGAUUGGAGCUAACAAGGGGGGAAACACGGAUGGCUUCGAGUUUCUGAGUUUUGAUGUUACUUGAUUGCCUGAUGGAUGUUUGUUAAAUUUGUGAAUUUGUGAAGCCAUGUGAUUUAUGAUAAACCAACGAUGAUGGAUUGGAGAAAAGAGAAUGUGUCUAUUCUCUUGCUGUUGUACCUUCAACUAUAUGUUUCAUGUCAAUUUGUUCAUCAUGUUACUUGGUCUCAAUUGGAAUGUGAGGAAAGGGGUUUGCAUA
Molecule: messenger RNA, 1587 nt
Organism: Asparagus officinalis (garden asparagus)
Lineage: Eukaryota; Viridiplantae; Streptophyta; Magnoliopsida; Asparagales; Asparagaceae
Exons: 3
Coding region: 324-1328 (334 amino acids)
Source: RefSeq, a predicted model, not a curated record